CUCUGUUCUCAAACAAGCAAUAACAGAACCCACAAUGGCCAUAAUACUAUUGAUGUUUCUUGCCGUGGCUCUAGCUCCAUGGUCGCAUGGACUGAGCCAAACUCUCAAUGACCCUUCUUCUUUAGUCUUCACGUCAACCAAAUUCGAUUACCAUGGAGGCCCGCUCUUAUCCGGGCCUAGGGGCAUCAACAUCUAUCUCAUCUGGUAUGGAGCCUUCUAUAAGAAAGAUAGAAUCCCCAUCACUGAUUUCUUUGCUUCCUUCUCUCCUAUGGCACCCAUUCCCCAUCGACAAAACCCGACCGUUGCGACUUGGUGGAAUACAAUCAAACUAUACAAGGACAAGGCUGGCAAACCGGUUUCUAGCACUGUCAAGCUUGUUAAACAGCUUGGUGACAUAGGGUAUUCCCUGGGGAAGAACAUUAAACGUGCCCAAAUAGCAAGCUAUAUUAAGAACAAGAUAGAAAAGAAAACAUUACCAUUAGACCCUAAUGGCAUAUACUUGGUUCUGACCUCUGAAGAUGUGCUUGUAGAGCGGUUUUGUAUGGGAUCCUGUGGUUUUCACGGCAGCCUCAGGGUAUCAUCAGGCAGAAGAGUAGUGUAUGCACAGGUAGGAGACCCCUUAAGGCAGUGCCCGGGUCUCUGUGCAUGGCCUUAUGCCAUCCCAGCUUAUGGUCCACCAGGACAGGUUCUAGUGGCACCCAAUGGUGUUGGAACUGAUGGUAUGGUCAUGAACAUUGCAACAAUACUUGCAGGAGCUGCCACCAAUCCUUUCAAGAAUGGUUAUUUUCAGGGUGAUGCCUUGGCACCAUUGGAGGCUGUUACAGCAUGUCCGGGAAUUUUUGGUGCAGGAGCUUAUCCUGGUUAUCCCGGGAAUUUGAUGGUGGAUAAAAUGACUAAGGCAAGUUAUAAUGCUUAUGGAGCCGGCGGCAGGAAGUUCCUUCUUCCGGCCAUAUGGGACCCACUGCGCUUGAUUUGCAAGGUGGUUGCUUGAUUUCAGAUAUAGUAGAGCGGGUCAUAUAUAAAUCCUAAUAUCAUUUAUGUUACUUAAACCAAAUUUACUGAAUAAAUAAACCGACUAAAUCAAUUAUCCUUGGAUUCAGAUACUUUCAGUGGAUCUGGUCCAACAUUAGGAGUAACUAUCAAUCCACAACUGAGG
Messenger RNA from Ilex paraguariensis (yerba mate), 1156 nucleotides. NCBI's taxonomy places the organism in Eukaryota, Viridiplantae, Streptophyta, Magnoliopsida, Aquifoliales, Aquifoliaceae. The record is from the annotation of a GenBank genome assembly.